Molecule: messenger RNA, 1131 nt
Organism: Aaosphaeria arxii CBS 175.79
Lineage: Eukaryota; Fungi; Ascomycota; Dothideomycetes; Pleosporales
Exons: 3
Coding region: 1-1131 (376 amino acids)
Source: RefSeq, a predicted model, not a curated record
AUGUAUUCCAGGAAGAUUAUUCUUGCAGCCCUUUUUGGUUUGGUAACAGCUGCACCCAAACCUCAACGCAUCAACAUCAGUGCUCUAAAAGAGCUGUCCACCCCAUCGGUGCUUGGCCCAGACCUAGCUGCAAUUUCUGCUACGGCAUCAUCCUACGAUCCUUCAAAGGCUGCCAGUGCUGCAGCUGCAGCUAUCGCGACUGACCCAGUCACUGUACAGAAACGCACUGUUGAUAUACAUUAUGCCAAAAGAGCAGCAUGUGAGAGAGAACCAGGAGGCACCGGACCCAUCCCAGGCGACGGAACAGUGAAUGACUAUCUCGCUAUAGACGGCCCACUUGCCCGAGCAGCUCUAAAUGCCCCUACUCCAAGUGGAUACACUAAGUCAUUCACGAAUCUGCAUGGAAGCACUCAGCAGAUUGGUUACCUCACUUUCUUCACCAUGCCCGGGACCGACUACGACGUUGAGGGUUGCGCUGCCCGGUGCAACUCUGACUCGUAUUGCUAUGCGUUCAAUAUUUACUAUGAACGUGACCCUGCUGUUGAUCCUAGUAUUGAUUGCCCGAACCCUGCCCCCGCGACCAAUAUCAAGUGCUCCCUUUAUGGAUACCCAGUCACAGCUGGAACUGCUACCAAUACUGGACAGUACCGCGGGCCUCCUGAUGCCAACGGCCAGGCCUUCCACGUAGUCAUUGCAGGGAGCAACGGAUACACUAAACUUACCGCAACUCCUGUACCCGAUCCAUUGGCAAACUUCACUGGCCCUUCUGAACUUCUCAGAGGAGCGAUUGACGCCCCGCUUGACAAUGGAGUCGAUACCUAUCUCGGCAUGAGGCUUUACAAUGACGGCCCGUAUGAUCCAACGCAGUGUGCUGCUAUUUGCGAGGCUCAGAACGCUUACAAUCGUGCGACUGCUAAUAAUGCAACUGGUACUUAUAAGCCGUGCAACUUUUUCAACAGCUACAUACUAGUUAAGAAUGAAGUACCGCAGGGAACGUAUUGCGGUUUUUAUACUAGAACAUGGGGGAAUGAGUACGCUGAUAAUGUUGGAUACCAAGACGGAGAGGACGUGUACACCAUCGAGGAGAGUUACACAUUUUUCAGAACAGUCCCUGAUUCGGGUCGGCUUUAG